AUGUUUGAUAUUUUUUCUUUUAUUUGCAAGGUCAUCCAAGCUUUGGGUGGCGUUUGGCAUCCAGAGCAUUUCACCUGCGCCUGCUGUCGCAUCAACCUCAUCCACGAGGACUUUUUUGAGCAUGAUGCGGAACCCUACUGCACAGAAUGUCAUCUCUCCCUCUUCGCGCCCAAAUGUGCCUACUGCGGCGAGGCAAUCAUAGAUCGCUGUCUCGAGGCCAUGGGCGCGUUCUGGCAUCCGGAUCACUUCUUUUGUCAGUCCUGUCACAUCCCCUUCACUGACAGCACGACCGCGCAUGAGCAAUCGGGAAAGGUUUACUGUCAGUAA
Dibothriocephalus latus is the source of this 327-nucleotide messenger RNA. Lineage: Eukaryota; Metazoa; Platyhelminthes; Cestoda; Diphyllobothriidea; Diphyllobothriidae. The record is from the annotation of a GenBank genome assembly.